UCUUUCCCUACCUUCCCUCUUUUCUUUCUUUUUCCUCCCCUUCUUUCUUCCCCCCAUUUUCCCUCCCCUUCACAUUUACUCCCCCUUCCAGCUUCCCUCCUUUCCCUCUCUCCCUCUAUUCUCUCUCUUUCCUCCCUCAUUCUCCCUCCUCUCUCUCUCUCCCUUCUCGGACUGGCUCCCGCGCGGCGCGCGCCCAUUUAAAUGCAAACGGCGUGCACGAGUCUGCGCGCGCUCACCUCGGCUCGCCGCUCCGGGAGUUGCGGCGGAGGCAAUGACGCCCGGGAAAGGGUAAAUCCCAUCCCCCCCCCGGGCUGCAGUCGAUGGAAGGGGAGGGCGAUUCCGCAGCGUAAGACGAGGUACACAGCAGCAUCUCAAUUGAUGUCUUCUUUACUGCAUCAUGAAAGUCGGGCUGGUGGCAGCAUCAGCAGCAGUAACAAAAAAAUCAGGAAGAAAUUUGGUGCCACUGCUCCACAGUUUAUUGAUUAUCUGAAAGAGAUACUACGUCGAUACCCCGAUGGAGGCCAGAUUCUUAAGGAAUUGCUUCAAAAUGCAGAUGAUGCUGAAGCAAAUGAGGUGGUGUUUAUAUUUGAUGAAAGAACUUAUGGGUCAACAACUUUGUUUGUGAAGGAUCUUAAAAAGUUUCAAGGUCCGGCUCUCAUAGUAUACAAUGAUUCAGUGUUUUCAGAAGAGGAUUGGCAUAGCAUUCAAACUACAGGAACCAGUAAUAAACGUAAUGAUCCCAGCAAAGUUGGCCAAUUUGGGCUCGGAUUCAAUACUAUUUAUCAUAUCACAGAUGUACCAAGCAUAUUCAGUGGGAAAUAUAUUGGUAUAUUUGACCCUCAGCAAAAGCUGUUUGGCGAACAGGAAGCAGGAUAUAUAUGGACUCUUGAUGACCCAGAAGACAGAAAUGAUCUUGAACACUCAAGUGAUCAGUUCAGAUCAUUCAAAUAUGCCAUGGAAGCGAUUGGGACAACAACGUGGAGUAAUGCAUUGAAAGAGAAUUAUUUCAAAGGAACAUUGUUUAGGUUUCCUUUGAGAACUGAACCUUCAGAGAUCUUAGCUACCUUGUAUGAUAGAGAUAAAAUCUUUGAUCUUUUUGAUUCCUUUAGAGCAGAUGAAGAUAUGAAUCUCUUAUUUCUAAGAAAUGUUGCAACUGUCUCAAUUAAACAUAUUGACACCGAUGGAAAUGUGAAGGUCCUUUCAAAAACAGCAGCUUUACAACCUGAACACUUCCCCAGUUUUAAUUGGAACCUCAAUGGUCAAAACCAAGAGCUGUUCUCCAAGGUUAAAUCUUCUACCUGCAUCAGAGCUGUUUCUCAAUACUUUGUCAAUGAAAAACAUCACAAUCACUGGUUAAUAACAAACUGCACAGGCAUUGCAGGUGAAUGGGGCAAAUUAGAUGAUCUGGCUGAGAGGCUGGGUUAUACGCCAUGUGUUGGAUUGGCUUUUCCAUUGAAUAAAGUAGAAUCUUCAGAAACUAGCGCCAAAACAGGCUUUGAAGGCCGUCUUAGUUUCUUUCUACCGCUUCCAAAUAACGAGGCCAACAAGACAGGAUUGCCAGUCCAUGUAAAUGCCUCCUUUGGACUUUCAGACAACCGGAGACAUAUCAAGUGGAUUGAAUCAGACCAAAGAUAUGAUGAAGCUGCCCAGUGGAAUGAGCUCCUGAUAGAAAAGAUCCUUCCUUAUGCAUACAGCCAACUCAUCCUGGAUGCCAUUACUCUGGCUAAAGCCUCAGUGCUAAAACCCUUCUCGGUGUAUCAUAUCUGGCCAGACCUUGAGAAAAUGAAUCGUAAGGACCGUUGGGUUAACAUAGCUAAAGAAAUCACUAAACGUUUGAUGAAACUUAAUACUCUGUGCUUGGCUUCCUGUGAGGAUAACUGGAUAACUGCUGGCAAAGCCAUCUUUUUGCAGUGCUGUGAUCGGCCUGAUAUGAGGCAGGCAAUUGAGAAUGUUUUGAUAAAGGAGUCUCAGCCUUUGGUUAGAGUCCCAGUGCAUGUGUUUAAGGCCUUAGAAUUUGCAUCAGAAAAUCAAAGUGACUUAAAUAUUAUCACUCCAGCAUACCUACGAAACAUUCUUCAACAUUGUGAUUUGAAUACUUUGCCAUAUGAACAAAAAUUACUGCUUCUAGAGUACGUUUUAAGCGAUGAGCAAUAUAGUUCCCUCAACAACCUUGCACUAUUGCCACUCACCAAUGGAUCCUUUGUAAGAUUCCAAAUCAGUUCAUGUGAUGAGCCUGUAUUUACUGACUCAGCAAAAUUUCCAAGGAUUUUACUUCCAGGACUUGAGGAGAGAUUUUUGCCUGAAGAGCUUUGUGAAACUUUGCUGGACCAUCUAAAGAAGAUUGCUUACAGUCAAAUAUUUGCCAAUGUCAUCUGUUUGGAUGCGAAUACUGUGAGGCAGUACAUUUGGAAAGCUCUUCCUGAGACCUGGAGUGGAACAUUUGGUCCUGUAACAUGGGAUAUUUUAAAUAGACAGCACCCACCAGAGCACUGGCUUGCAGAAUUUUGGAAUUUCUUGAAUAACAAUUGUAAAACACUGGAUAAGUUUGAAGGGUUGCCACUCAUACCACUCAACUCACUAAAAGAUUGUGCGAACAGUAUCCAGCUCGCACAUUUGUCAAAAAACAUCACCACAAUAUUUCAAAUGCAAACUGGUUACAAUUUACCAGGUACAAUUGCAAGUAUAAUUACAAGAGCUGGGGGCAGCAUAGUUCAGAGCACUGAUGAAUUUCUAAAGCAUCAGCAGCUAUCUGAGUAUGUGUUUUUACCCAGUCCAAAUAACGUCUUAAAGGUUUUUUUGAAUCUGGGUUGUGAUCAGGUGGUAAAAGAGAUUGACUGUAUGUCAACUGAAGACAGAAGAUCUUUGAGAAGUUUUCUUGCAGAAGCAUCCAUUUUUGAGACUGACGAGAUAAAUAUGUUAUUCAAGUUACCAAUCUUUCAACAGAUGACUUCCCUUCGGCCAUCAGACAAAGGGUUUAUCACAGCUGGACCACAUGGAGCCCUGAGUAAUGAUGUCUACCCUGAGAUCCCAGAUGAUGUGCCUCUACCAGAAACUGUACUUAAGUGUGUGGAUGAAAACGACAGGAAACUACUGCUGAUGAAAGGAAAACUACUGACAGCGGCAGAUGUUGCUUUGCUCAUGUUGAAGGGAGUAGAGACCCAAAAGUACGAGCCUGAGCAAAUUGAAAAGUGGGUACCCUGUAACACUUGUCCAAAAACACUGACAGAACAUAGGAAAGUAAAGAUUAAUUUUUAUAAGCUUGAAAAUGUAAGGGAUUUGAAAUACGCCAACAUCGUGGGGCUAGUGAUGCCACUUACUGACAAGUUCAUUGAGAAGGCGGGCAAAAUCCUGGGCCUACUGAACUUACCACCAGCUGAGAAGGUGGUUGAAAACCUCCUACUGAUGGUUAACCAGAUAUCCAAUUCUGAUUUGGACCUGAGUUGUUAUGUAAAAAAAGUCCCGCAGGAAAUCGCCCAAUAUAGAGAGUUACUACUUGAAUGUGGGGUGAAAAAUGGUUACAGCAACAAUGAAGUUAUUCAGAUACUCUAUAAGUUAAGAGAUAAUGCGGUUAAAAUGAACACUGGCUGUGGUAGCCCAAGUGAAUUGAAGACCGUUAUUUCUAUACUGGAUUGGAUGCGCAGAAAUAACUUCUCACCCAAGAGUGACCUUCCUGUCCCUGUGUGGAAAGGCACCCAAGAUGGAUUCUGCUUGAAGCCAUGUUCCAAAGCUGUUCUGUGUGAUUUAGAUAAGGGAACAAUGGAGGCUUUUAAUAAGCGUGAUGAAAAUAUUCAUAUUCUUCAUAAAGAUAUAAGCCUCGCCAUUAUUGAAUGGCUUAAUGUGCCCCCUUUAAGCAGCAAGAUGCUGCAAUCUGAACUGAUUGGAAUUGAGCAAUAUGGACAAGUAGAACCCAUUGUACUGAGAAUUAAGAACAUUUUGAAAGAAUAUGAUCAAGAACAUGACCUGUUCAAAGAGAUGCUUCAAAAUGCCGAAGAUGCUGGUUCUACAGUCUGUAGUUUCCUAGUAGAUAUGAGACAACACAAAGAUUCACCUGAAAGUCUCAUUGAUCCUGGCAUGGCUUCAUGUCACGGACCGGCACUCUGGUCAUACAACAAUGAGUGUUUCACCGAUGAAGAUUUCCACAACAUAACUCGAAUUGGGACAGCUUCCAAAGAAAAACAGGUUGAUAAGAUUGGUAAAUUUGGACUUGGAUUUAAUUCUGUUUAUCACAUAACCGAUGUUCCAUCCAUCCUCAGUGGAAAAUAUUUGCUUAUUUUUGACCCAAAUGUUACUCAUCUUAAGAAAUAUAUUCAUUCUGUAACUAACCCUGGAAUAAAACUUAAUCUGUAUGAACAUAGACGGUUAAUUCAAAAAUUCCCUGGACAGUUUAACCCCUACAAUGGAAUAUUUGGGUGUAAUUUUAAAAUUUCCACUGGAGAAAAUUUUUAUUAUGAAGGAACCCUCAUCAAGUUGCCCUUUAGGACUCCAGAGGAGGCUGCAGUGUCAGGGAUCUCCAGCAAGUAUUAUAAUCAGAAACACAUCAUGUCCUUGGUGGAUAGUUUCAAGCAGACAUCAAAAGAUCUCAUCAUAUUCUUAAAGAAUGUGAGAAAAGUUUCACUGAAGUUCGUUAAUGAACAUUCAGUUCAUGAAAACCAGUUAAUCUCUGUAUUCAAAAUGGAACGACAAAUACUUAACAUAAUUGAGAUGGCAGAUAACUUCCCACUGAAGAAAAUGCAAGAAAACGCUAUCAACAUAAUGGAAAGCACAAAUAAAUUCUCCAGAAAAAUCAGAAGUCUAAGAAUUUCAACCAUUAUACAGGUUACAGAAGAAACAAUAGAUAAUCCCAGUCAUAGAAAAUAUUGGUUAGUUCAUACAUGUUUUGGAAUGGCAAAAGCCUUGCAGUUUUCAUGCAGUAAAGCUACAAAUACUUAUUUUGCCCCUCCUCUUGGAAGCGUGGCCAUUCCACUCAAAAAGAAGAAAGAAACAGGACACUGGACUCCGAACACGGAGGCUCAGGUGGGGCAAGUGUUCUGCUUUCUGCCUCUUUCCCUUCAGUGUGGUCUUCCUGUUCACAUUAAUGGAACAUUUGCUGUCACAUCGAAUAGGAAGAAUCUUUGGAGCUCUGGAGCAAAAGGAGAAUGGAAUCAAGCGCUUUUGGAAGAUGCAGUUUCUGCAGCUUACAUCACCUCUAUUUCACUCAUGCAGCAAAUGUCUCAGAAAGGAGAAUUUGAAGAUUAUGAUUACUACACAUUUUGGCCCAAUGUGAAAAAUGUGGAUAACCAAUUUAGAGUUAUUGUAGAAAAUUUCUACCGAGCAAUUGCACACGGAAUCAAUGGUGUUAGAGUCAAAGCAUUCAGCAAUGGACAAGACUGGGGCACAAUAAACCAUGCUCGUUUUUUGGAUUCUUCCAUUGUUGAAAACAAAAGGGUUGGAGAGAUUGCAAUUACUGAAUUUUCCAAAUACUUAUCAAAGCCCUUAAUUUCAGUUACGUUACCGGAUUGGGUUAGGCAAGGUUUCGUUGCCAGCGGAUUUGGGCAUUUGAUUGAACAAAACACAUAUACUUGGGAAUCAUUUUACAAGGAAAUUGUAUUUCAGAACUUAACUACGCUAAGUCCCAAUACCAGAAAUGUCCUUAUUAUUUAUGCAAUUGAUAUGAGGGAUGCGUCUAUUGAUGAGAUGCUAGUGACAAAACCUUGUAUUCCAUCUAGCGGGAAGAGAGGUCUCCAAUACAUUAAAAAUCUUGUGCAUCCAGAGGGCAAAGUUGCUUGUCUUUAUGAUGAAGAGGAAGGACGGUUUCCCCUAGGACAUACUAAGGAUUUUCUCCAUCCUGAGAGAUUAUUAAGAUUGGAAAUGCUUGGGAUGGUAAAAGGCAGAAUUGCUUUCCUUGAUUUAAUUGAAAGAGCGGAGACAAUUGAGAAGAUAUGGCCCCUUGAGAGGAACAAAGCAUAUCAACGAGUUCGCCAUAUUUUGGAUUUGCUCAAAGAUCUGAAUGAAGUCAGCGAUGAAGACCUGCAAACUUUACAGAGUAUUUCAUUCCUCCCAGCUUUUCUUCCGCAUAGUUGGGAGAAAGAUAAUACUUUAGAUGCUGUAGUUUUACAGAAAGCAAAGGAUGUAUACAGUUGCAAGUACUAUGCACUAGUAAGUAUGAUGGAAAUGGUUUUAGAUAAAGAGCUGUUGAAAGGGAUUAAACUGUCUGCAGAAGCAAUUUCCUAUCUAGGUUUGAACAAACAACCACCUGUUGAGAUUGUGUUAGAACAACUAAAGCAGGCAUAUGUGCGUAAUAGUCUAACAAUUAAUGAACUGAAACGAUUAACUAAGGAAUGCUACUUCUACUUGAAUAAACAGUUAAAGGGAGAUUCAGAAUUAAAAAACACGAUCUUCAAUGCUGCUCAAGAAUUUCCUUUCAUUUUAGUACAUGGACAGUUUGUCCCUGUUGAGUUGGUUGCUUGUAAGGUUUCAUUUGAUGCUGCUCCAUACUUAUAUGAACUUCCUAAAGAAUACAUAGAGUGCGAGGAAUUAUGGAAGUGCCUGGAGAUCAAGGUACAUUUUAAACUGCAAGACUAUGUCUCUGUUCUGACAAGAAUGUCAGAAAAAUACAGUGGGACAAGGCUCUCCGAUAGUGAUCUUGCUGUGUGUCUUAGAAUUGUAACUACAGGAUUCGCAGAGGCCUCAGAACAGGAAGAUAUCUUGCAGAAUGUUCUCCUGCCUAAUCAACAUUGUGUCCUUCAUUCUGCUCAAACAUUACAGUACAAUGAUACACCAUGGCUUGUCGUCGGAGAUGACGUCAAUCUCUGCCACAGUCAGAUCGCUAGAGAAACAGCUAUCCGUUUCCACGUUCAGACAACAAAACACAGCGCGAUGAAAAACCUUCAAGUCAAAGAUUUGUCAUUAUGGGCACGAGAAUUUGGCCAGCAGGAAAAAUUAACAGUCCGUUUAAAAAAUAUCAUAAAGGCUUAUCCAUCCAAGAAGGAUAUACUAAAGGAGUUGAUUCAGAAUGCAGAUGAUGCCGAGGCCUCAGAAAUCCAUUUUAUUUGGGAUCCCAGAAAGCACGGCAACACAAAGACCUUUGGUGAGGAAUGGAAUGCACUUCAGGGACCUGCGUUGUGUGUUUACAAUGACAAGAAGUUCACUGACAAAGACAUCGAAGGUAUACAACAGCUUGGAGAAGGAGGAAAGCGCAACAGUCCAGAAAAAACUGGAAAAUACGGGCUUGGUUUUAAUUCAGUGUAUCACUUGACGGACUGUCCUUCCUUUAUAUCAGGUGACAGCAUGCUGUGCAUCUUCGAUCCGCACUUAGCUAUGCUGGGCACGGCAAAGCCACAUUCCCCAGGAGGUAUGUUCACAGUCAAUCAGAAAUUUAAAAAUACAUUUGAGGAUGUUUAUACUACUUUUCUCCCUACCUUCUUCAAUCUCGAAUUGGGUACCAUGUUCCGGUUGCCGGUGAGAACAGCAGAGAUGGCAGAAAAAUCUGAUAUCUCAAAGCAGGCAGUCACAAAGGAUGUGAUUCUAGAAUUGCUGGAAGUAUUGAAAGAAGAUUCUGAUAGUCUCCUUUUGUUUUUAAAUAAUAUUAAGAAAAUCGGUUUUCAUAAAGUGGACAAGAAAACAAGUGACCUGCACGAAAUCUUUACCGCAGAAGUAGAAAUGGCACUCGAUAGCAUCGCCAAGCAGGAAUGCCUGAAGCAUUGUAUCCAGAGGUGCUCGAAUUACAAGACUGCAGUAUCCAAAAUGGAAUUUCAUCAAGUGAUCUAUGAGAUGGAGAUUCGAUCUUCGGUCAAAAAUCCAACCAGGUGGAUUUUGGCAAAUCAAGUGGGUAUUCAUGAAGCAGAAUUAACUGAGUCAGUGCAGAGCUUUUGUUUGAAACUGGGUCAUCCGUUUUUGCCCCGGAGCUCUGUUGCUGCCUGUAUCAACUGCAGUAACUUUCAAGGUAAAGCCUUUUGUUUCUUGCCUUUGCCCAUAGAAACUGGUCUGCCCGUACACAUCAAUGGAAACUUCGCUGUUGACUUUGCCAGGCGAGAUCUUUGGAAACAGGAUGGCCAAAGUGGAAAGAUGAAAUGGAACAACUUUUUAAAAUUACACUUAAUUGCACCUUUGUAUGCAGAUUUACUUGAUUACAUUCGGAUACAUUUACUUGGUACUAGAGUAGGUCCACUAAAAUCUGACAGUUUGGAAUUAUGCCUCAACGUCAUUGAACCCAGUUAUCUAUGCUUCUUCCCCCAUGUCUCUGAAGAAGUCCCUCAAGAAUGGCAAUUAAUGAUCAAUCAAGUUUACAAAUGCAUUGAUCAAAAAAGCCUUUGUCUGAUCCCAAUAGCCAAACGUGAAAAUAAUAAGUUUUGUAAUGAGAAGAACAUUAUUAAUAUUUUUUGGUCCAGCUUGAGCAAGGAAAAAAGAGAUGAAGUUCCUCAUUUUGUAACUACUCACAUCACAGUGAAACUGGUCGAAAUUCUAGAGGAUAUUGGUAUGAAUUUAGUCUUACAAUCUAACGUUAUGCACAAAGUUUUGAAGAGUUUACAAAGAGCAUGUUUGGAGGUUUCUCUUUUAAACCCAGGAGCAGUCAGGAAGUUUCUUCAAAUCCAUCCGCUGAACAAUGCAGAGGUAACAAACAGUAACUACCCAUUCCCGCUCAGUGAAUCCUUGAUUAAAGAUGGUGCUAGGUGCGUGACUCUUUUAGACUACUGUCUCUCUGAUGUCAAGGAAGGAAAUUAUAAUGUUAUAAAUCACUUACCUUUAUUGAUCACACAAGAUAAUAUGCUGGGAAAAUUUAAACGAACCUCUCCCAAAUAUAUUACUAAAUUCCAUGAUUUAUUUCCAGAAUUUCAGCCACACUUCGCAAACUAUGAUGUCAACAAGAGAUAUAAGGACCUUCUUACUACAGCUCUUUAUUUAGAAGAUUUUACUAUUUCAAGAGCAGAGCAAUUUAUCCGAAACAAACUUGGAUAUAGAUUUCAGAUUAAUUCUACAGACCCACAUUCAUGGCUAAAGUUUACUGAAAAUGAACAGCAUUCAGAGUGGCUGAAGAAAUUGUGGAAGUAUUUUGAGAGCCAGGUGAAAUAUGAUGAUGAUACUGAGAACACAUUUAAUAAUUUCAAAUUAAUAUUCUCAGACCUUGCAAUAUUACCUGUAGUAUGUCCAAUUUAUCAUGACCAGUGUCUACUUGCACCUGUGGGAGCAUUAAAUAGUGUUAUUUGUGAAAUGACACAAACGAGCAUAGCACAAAUUCUGCUAAAACUUGGGUUUGCUAAAAUUGCUGCUGAUUACUUUUCCAUGAAAGUACUAUUUAAUUGCAUUAGACCUCACUCAUUAAGGACUGAUGACAAAGCCUCCAUUUUACAACAUCUGCGUUUGACAAAAUUAAAGUGGAAUAACUUAAGUGAGUGGGAAAUUGAAACUAUUUUGAGGUUCCUUCAUUCUGGAAUGCAGACAAGUGAUGAUAGACAUAACUAUCAGGACCAGCUAAAAACUCUUCCACUUUUUGAAACAAUGGAAGACAGUUUUGAGAGUAUUGAUAUGUACAAUGUGAUUUACAUUCUAAAUACACAAUUCACUAAUAUAUUUCCAAACUUAUAUAAAUUAGACAGCUCAUGUAUAUUUUUGAAAAAAACGAGGAUAAACACUGAGGUGUCAGAAGAUUUGGGGAUACAGAUAAUUGAUGAUUUGCAAUUCUUGAUGGAUUAUAUCCUUCCUAAUAUUGAACAAAUAUUUAAUGAUCAAAAGCUGGAUGUUGUUCGUCUCUUGUAUGAUAUCAUCUGUUGUUAUAGUGCAGAGUAUGACCUGAAGAAAGAAAAGAUUGUGUCUAAUCUCAGAAACAUAAAACUUAUCAAAGCCAACAGCGGAAUAUUUCAAAAAGUUUCUUAUUUCUAUGAGAAGAGAGAACCGUUGUUUAAAAUUAUGAUUCCUACAGAAAAGUUUGUCCCUGAGAGCUUUUUCAAAGAAAUGGGAUGCUAUUAUGAUGAUUCCAAUUUGAACAAGUUACUGAAGGAUCUGGGAAUAAAGUGCUCUGUUUCUUCAGAUGAUUUUAUUACUUUUGCAUUGCAAGUUUCAGAAGAGGUGAACCUGCAUGCUCCUUUGAAAGAACUAAUUGAAAAAAGUGAUGCUUUAAUCACCUACUUCUGUAAUGUCGAUGAGGAGAACCUUCAAAGGGAUUUUUAUGAAAAAGUGGCAGAUAUCAAAUUUGUCUAUCCACACAGAGUUCGAGAGUGUUUACGUAACUUACAUCCCCCUUUUGCAGAAGGGAGGCAUUUUGUUGCUUUAAGGGACUCAUUGGUGAAACAACGGGAGGAAGAUGAGGAACUGGUUUGGGCUUCCAUGCCGAUAUUACCAUCAAAGUGUACACUCUCAAGAAAUAUGAGCAGAUUAAAAGCUGCUGGUGCUGUUUAUGCUCCUCCGGAGUCUGUAGUUAUAACAAACCUUAGAAAAGUUUGCUUAGCCCCCUGUAAAAGUUGUAGUGCCUUAAAAACAAGAUCUAGAGUGCUUCAGACUGCUUAUGGCUUCCUUCAGAAUCAUUCAUUUGAUGUGUUGCCUCUGAUUGAUCUUCCAAUUGUUCUUGUAGAAGAGGGCAUUCUGCUGAUAAGAAUCAGCCAGGUGGUGUUCUCAUUACAAAAUUACAAUGAUUUUCAUCCCUAUUUGUACCGGCUCCCUCCAGUGCUGGCUCCAUACCAUGAGUUCUUCCAGAAGCUGGGGGUCGCUCUGGAACCAUCGGCAUGUCACCUUGUUCAGAUACUCCGGUCUCUCUACGAAGACACCGGUAAAGUGAGUAGCUUAAAUCCAAACCAAAUGAUGACCGUUAAACGAACCUUGUAUCAUCUGUUUACACUUUUGGAGUCUAGAACAGAGGAACGAGCUGUUGAGAAACUAAAGCCAUUAUACCUCCCAGCAAGUGAUGGUAUUAUGUACCCAUCCAAUACAUUGUGUUUUAACGAUAGGAUUAGUACAGGUUCCAGAAGAGAUGUCAGUGUUUUAAAUGGAAAGUUUAAUUUUCUUCUAGAUCUUGGUGAAUGUCACUUGAGUUCUGAUCCUUACAAGCAGAUAAAUCUCUUACAGUUUCUACCCGAAGAAAUUCGCCCCAGUAUGCUCUCUCAAAUAACAGAGGAAAUUCUUAAUGAAUCAGUUCUAUGUUUGUGUUCACAUGGAGAUAACUGCACUUUCAGAAAUGAUUUCUACAAGAUUCUUGUGUCCCCUAACUUUAGAGGUGGACUAAUGAGCUUGUUAAAGGGCCAGUGCAGCAGGGAGCUGCCUGUGAGAGAAAUUGAGCAUAAUUGUGAAAAUGUCUUUUCCAAAAUGCAGAUCAUCUGCUGCAAGAAACUAGAAACGAUUCUUUGCUUGGGGUCAGAACAGCUGAGUGAUACCAGCAUUGAGAAACAAGUCUAUACCAAGAUAGGCAGCACAGGUAAUGGCAUGGUUUACCUGGAGCACAGAGAUAAUGUACCAUUCAGCAUGAAAACCGUCAUUAUCCAUUCACUGGCGACAGAGCUCAAUGUACUGUUGAAGAAUGCCUUAAACAAAGAUUCACUAUUAAUUCUGGUGCUGAUGCUCAGUUGUGAAAAUCCACAAGACAUAAAGAAAGUGUUGGAAGAGAAAGGCAUUAACACAAGUAAGUUAAAAGUAGAGAAGCCAAUGAACCAGCCUAAUCCUGGAGAUCCUGUUCCAGAGGAACUUAUUCACACACUGGAAAUGGAUAUUGCACAUCAUUUCAAAGCUGGUGAAUAUGUGGCUUACAAAGGUUCCAAUGCAAACGAUUAUGUCUACGCCAUUUUUAUUGAGCGGAUAAACACUGAUAACUUUGCCAAAGAUAUAAAAAUGCAAAGGUAUAAGAUAAAGAUAGGUAUAGGCUCCUUCACUACAGUCAACCAUCUGGACUUGUAUAAAUUCAGUCAACAAAAGAUGCCUGGAGAAAUAUGCCAGAAAGUUGUUGUACAGGAUGCACCAAAAGACAAGCAACAAACAUCCAGCCAAAAGUAUGAAUCUUUAGACAGCAUAAAGAAAGAAAUUCAUGAUUAUCUAAAGGAAGUAAGAAAUCUCCCUCAGGAUGAGAGACAGAAAGCAAUUCGUCGCCUUUACCUGAAGUGGCAUCCAGACAAAAAUCCAAAUAACACUGAAGUAACAACGCAGUUGUGCCACUUUAUUCAAGAGAAGGUGAAGCAGCUGGAUGUCAACCGAGCUGAGAACGUGAGCAGCUCGUCAAGUUACAAAAGCUCCUACUCCAGUAAAGAGGAAGAUUUUUCAUCAUUUUUUAAUCAGUGGAAUAGUGAGGCAUCAAGGCAUAAGAAGAGCCAAUCACAGCAGAGAAAAAGCCACGGUGCCAAUGAAUUCUGCUCAUUCCCAAAGAAAAACCAGUCCAAUCCAGAAGAGGCUCGAAGGUGGUUUAGACAAGCGAGAUGUGAUCUGAGAGCAGCUCACAAUGACCUGGGAUAUUCUGGCCUAGAUGGCACUGCCAUUGAAUGGCUGUAUUUUAAGAUUCACCAAGCGGUGGAGAAAGCUUUGAUUGCUGCAGAGUACAAGAGAAGUGGAAUAUGUGUUAGUGAUCACAGCAUCACCUACCUUGCCAACCAGGUAUCAAGUUACAGUGCAAAACUAUCAGACCUGGUGAGCUUGGUGAAUAAACUCAAAGAUUAUGGAGUAGAUAGCAAGAAGACUCAGUAUCCCAACUAUCAUUCACAGCCCCACAUCCCGAAUGAUCUCUUCAAGUCAGGUCAUGAACAAGAAGUCCUGAUUUUAGCACGAACAAUUCUGGAUAGUAUUGAGGAGUUCAUCGCAAGUAACACAUAGGGAUAUUCCCCUUAUUCCUUAUUAGUAGCUGAUAGAAGGUAGAAGCAUUGUUCAAGCAAGUCACUGACGGAUGCAGCAAACAAAGUCAAGUCAAACUUGAUCCCUAUAGAUGCUGAUACCCUUUUGUCUAUACUCUGGUAUCUGACAAUUUACUAAAAAGAAGAGCUAAUGACCAGAUAACUGUAAAUUGUUCUCAUGUACAUACCUGUCAGAUAAAUGUUUCUGCUUAGUGAACUGAACCAAAAUCAUUUUCUACCUGCAUUUAUUAUAUUCACUUUUAUAAUUAGCAAUAAAAUAACUUGUGUUAAAUUACUUUCUUGUCUGAGCAAACUUAUUUUUUAAACUCAGAUGACAUAAUUGUUCUAUAAAUAAUUGGACCCACUAUCCCAUUGUUGCCACACCUUCUAAUUAAAAAAUACAGUACAACAUCUACCCUCAACAUCCCCUAAACUUUAGACAGGUGAUGAUGGAAACAUGUUAUCCACUGUACAGAAACUAUAUUGAUAAAUUAGACUAAGGCUCAUCUGUAUCCCUUUUGCCAAUCACCUUUCCAGCUCUUAGCUUCACCCCACCCCUCCGGUCUUCUCCUAACAUUUCAGAUUUCCCCCUCCCCCUCCUACUUUCAAAUCUCUUACUAUCUUUUCUUUAAGUUAGUCCUGAUGAAGGGUCUCGGCCUGAAACAUCGACAGUGCUUCUUCCUAUAAAUGUUGCCUGGCCUGCUGCGUUCCACCGGCAUUUUGUGUGGGUUGCUAAGGCUCAUCUUUCUAUUUCCUAUCAACUUUAAUGUAAAGUGCAGCAUUAAAUUGAAUUUAAUUCAAACAUUGUGUUGAACUCCAUUAACAAGUAAAGAUGUAAUUAGAACAAUCAAUCCAUUGCAUGAUGGAUGUAGACAAAAUUAGAUCAUAGAACAGUACAACACAAGCCCUGUGGCCCUCAAUGUUCUACUGGACUUUUAACUACCCCAGGAACAAUCUAACCUUUCCCUUCCACACAGCCCUCCAUUUUUUCUGUCAUCCAUGCGUCCAAGAGUCUCCUAAAUGUUCCUAAUUUAUUUGUAAUGCACCCACCACUCUCUGUGUGAAAAAAAACCUCUAACGUCCCCUAUACUCUUCUCCAACCACCUUAAAAUUAUGAUCUCUCUUAUUAGCCAUCAGCACCCUGGGAAAAGGCACUGUCUGUCCUCUUUAUUUAUGCCUCUUAUCAUCUCUAUUAAGUCACCUCUCAUCUUCUCUCUCUCUCUCCAAUGAGAAAACCCUACCUCACUUAGGUUUGAUUUUGUGUGAUGCUCCCACAGUUCAGUGACAGAUUGGCAAUAUAUAGCAGUACUAUAUCCUGCAGGAACCAGGGAUUCAUAGAGAGGGAAUGCCAGUUGACUAAAAUCUACUGCAAACUGGGAUUGUGUUGAAAUAUACAGUAGGUGCACGUUGUAACAGUGAACAAAGUUGCUGGAGAGACACUGAAGCUGGUGGGUGUAGAAGCCUUUAAUUUCCAAGAUGGCGGCAUGAUGCAGCUUGCAGCAGCCACUCUGGAGAUGAUUAUCUGUUAUUUGUGAAGUGGGGUGCCGUGCGCAAUCAUAAUCGAUUGAAAACGGACGUGGGAACAUGGAGGAACAUCGGGAAAUCUCCAGGAAGACCUUCUUCGUUGCUGCUGCUGCUGAGAGGUCCGGGACUCUGCUGGGAAGAACAGGCCCCCAGUCCUCGGGGUCGCGUUGCCGAUGGCCAUUGGUGGGGCCGUCUUAAUACGUUCGGCAGAGGAUGGACCUCGGAGAAGCUGUGCCAGAGGGGAUGGUAAUCGGCUCGGAGGUUCGACAGACUCGGAGUCCGCUGCAGUCAGGUCACUUUCAUUGUGUGCUGUGUCUGCGAGGCUGAGUCGGGCGGCGCCGUGGAAGUCCAUAGUGGGGGUAUUCCCUUCUGCCACCGGCGUGGGAUGGCGAGUCUGUCGGGACCCUGGGGACUUGUGGAAACUGUGUGGUGAUUUCUUUUGAACUUAUAGUCCUUUAACAUCUUUGGACUAUUUUUACUGUGCCCAUGGUCUGUUUUUUUUAUCAAUUAUACUAUUGUUUGCACUGCUGUAACUAUAUGUUGUAGCUAUGUGGUUUUGUGCAGGUCUUGUAGCUUUAGUUUUUGGUCUUGUUUUGUCUGGUGGAUUUGGAGCUCCUUUCCGGGGAACGCGCUAAGACGGUAGCACGAUAUUAAUAUGCAGCAGCCUCUCCAGACUCUGGAUUGGGGAUUGCCAAACGUUACGUGGAUUUUCUGGUGUAGUCUGUUUUGUCAUAUGCUUUUGUGAUAUCAUUUUGGAGGAACGUUGUCUCAUUUUUUAACUCCAUUGCAUUUGUGGUUUCUAAAUGACAAUAAACUGAAUCUGAAUCUGAAUCUUUAUUCUAGCAAAACGAGUAUAUGGGCAUCAUAUUGAAGACACUCUUGGAAGAAGAGACCCAUCUGACCCAUUAUUACAUGGCAUUUUUAUAUGUUGAAGCUCAAAAGUAACAGGAGGAUAAUUCAUCAGUCCUGA
Hypanus sabinus (Atlantic stingray) is the source of this 15270-nucleotide messenger RNA. It is a transcript of the gene sacs2, whose product is annotated as sacsin. NCBI's taxonomy places the organism in Eukaryota, Metazoa, Chordata, Chondrichthyes, Myliobatiformes, Dasyatidae. The record is from RefSeq and is a predicted model, not a curated record. The transcript has 10 exons. Bases 202 to 12759 code for a protein of 4185 amino acids.